AUGGAACGGCCCUCAGUGCCAGGGCAGGUCCUCCCGCUCGUCUUCCCCGCGGACGGCGACCCGCGCCGAUCGCUGAACGGCGGGACGUUCCUCGGCGCGGACGUCAAGGUGGGCGAUACGUUCGGGAUGCUCGGGCAAGCGCCGUCGAACGGGCAGAUACUCCCGAACGGCGUCGAGGUCGUCGUCCGCGAGAUUUCAGUGCGCGCGGCGGCGGACGGCGGCGACACGAAGAUCGAGCUCGUCGCGGGGCGACGAUUCAAAGUCCACGGACAGCCGUUCGAGGACGCGGAGCGGGACGAUAACGCCCCGAGCGCGCGCGUCGUGUGGAUCGACGAGGACGAGGGCGCGGGAGAGCAGACCGUGGAGGGCGCGGAUCCGCGAAUGAUUCACCCGGAGGAGCCGGCGCGGAAGGACGCGACGGCGUUCGACGCCGUCGCGAGACGACUGGCGUCGGAGUUGCCCGCGCUCGUCGAGGAGUGGAAAGAUUUGGUGAGGAAGACGGAUCGCGAGCGGACGCCGAACCAUAUCGAGCUCGUGGAGUCGCACCUCGGGACGAUGCCGGACCCGGAGAAACACCCCGCGCGGCUGGCGUGUUACGUCGCGGGUUUGAUCAAUCCGAUUCCGGGGAUGGGCGUCGCGUACGAGAUUCGACCGGCGCUGCUCUGCGCCGUCACGGUGAGCGACAUGAUCGGCGUGGUGCACGGCGGCAUCACGAGCAGCAUCCGAGGGUUGAAGAAGAGCGCGGGGUUGGACGUCGAGGACGAGGACGACGACGUCGGCCCCGCGUGAGUCUUCGGUCGAUGGGUCGCCGCGCGUACAGUACACACUUUUAUCGUUAAGUUAUUACCUUCGUAGAACUUUCGAAGGUAGUCUACUAC
Messenger RNA from Micromonas pusilla CCMP1545, 878 nucleotides. RefSeq lists its product as uncharacterized. The coding region runs from base 1 to 789 and encodes 262 amino acids. The record is from RefSeq and is a predicted model, not a curated record. Lineage: Eukaryota; Viridiplantae; Chlorophyta; Mamiellophyceae; Mamiellales; Mamiellaceae. The transcript has 3 exons.